AUGAUCAGUAUUAUUUCUGGCCUUGAUUUCCUAUUUUUUGGUUAUGACCAAGGUGUCAUGGGUGGUCUACUAACCCUAAACUCAUUUGUUACUACUUUUCCAAAUAUCGACACCACCAAGGCCGGCUUGAUUUGCCUCAGCCGGUCUGAGCAGAGCCAGCGUUCUACCGUGCAGGGUAUUACCACAGCUUCGUAUAACCUUGGCUGCUUCUUCGGAGCUAUAUUCUGUAUCUGGAUUGGAAACUAUCUUGGCCGUCGCAAGACAAUCUUCGUCCGCUCCAUUAUCAUGGCUUCCCUACCUGGCAGUCUGGGUGCAGCAAGGCACACGUACAUUAUUCUCGCAGUCAUCAACGCCUUCAUCUUCCCUGUCGUCUACUUCUUCUACCCUGAGACCGCAUACCGCUCUCUCGAGGAAAUGGACAUUAUCUUCCAGAAGAGUACGAGUGUUUUCAACGUUGUAUCUGUCGCCCGGAAUGAGCCCCACCGUUUCGGCAAGAAUGGCGAGCUUCUUAUUAACUACCAGGACACUGAGGAGCAUAUGCGCCGCGCUAGUCACGUUUCUGAAACGCAGAUUAAGACUCUCUCGUCGGGCUCGGAUUUGGAGAGUGGCAAGGGCACGCAUAUUGAGAAUAACGGCAGCAUAUCGGAUAGCAGCUAA
Molecule: messenger RNA, 657 nt
Organism: Penicillium cataractarum
Lineage: Eukaryota; Fungi; Ascomycota; Eurotiomycetes; Eurotiales; Aspergillaceae
Exons: 6
Coding region: 1-657 (218 amino acids)
Biological process (GO): carbohydrate transport; transmembrane transport
Cellular component (GO): membrane
Molecular function (GO): carbohydrate:proton symporter activity
Source: RefSeq, a predicted model, not a curated record